Cajanus cajan (pigeon pea) is the source of this 1534-nucleotide messenger RNA. RefSeq lists its product as uncharacterized. The record is from RefSeq and is a predicted model, not a curated record. Lineage: Eukaryota; Viridiplantae; Streptophyta; Magnoliopsida; Fabales; Fabaceae.
CCUCAAUUGUCACUUUAUAUGUUUCAACAAAAACUAAGAAAAUCUCAUAAUAUGUUACUUUUCCACUUGGGUCGUGGAAGUGGAACCAACACCUUCAUAGUGGAAAUAUAACUAAUCUGAUUUUCGAAUUCCAAAAGAUAAAUAUUCCAACCAAACAUCCGAGUUUCUUAUAUGGAGAAAACAAUCAGAAAAGAUUGGAUAUAAUGAAGAGCUCUGCCCGCAGUUUUACUGUUAGGAAACCGAAUGAAAGUAUGAGGCAUAUUGUGAUACUUUUUGUUGGAGGAUUUUUGGGCUUAUUCGUAGGAUUAUCACUCCAUCCACUGUCAAUAACAAAGUUGAAUCUCCCAUAUGGCCUGCUUCAUCUCUCUUGUAUACAUGACCAAUACAAAGAUAGCAGCACCUCAUCCCAAGAUCAGGUUCUAAAUGACCCAACAAAGAUUUGGGUUCCAACAAAUCCAAGAGGUGCAGAAAGAUUACCACCUGGGAUUGUCAGUGCAGAAUCUGACUUAUUUUUGCGCAGAUUGUGGGGUUUGCCUAGUGAGGAUUUGACCUUUAAACCAAAGUACCUUGUGACCUUUACUGUUGGGUGUGAGCAGAAAAAGAAUAUCGAUGCAGUUGUGAAAAAGUUCUCAGAGAACUUCACAAUCCUUCUAUUUCAUUAUGAUGGCCGAACAACGGAAUGGGAUGAGUUUGAGUGGUCAAAAAGGGCAAUUCAUGUCAGUGUUCACAAACAAACCAAAUGGUGGUAUGCCAAGAGGUUUCUACAUCCAGACAUUGUGGCACCAUAUGACUAUAUUUUCAUGUGGGAUGAAGACCUGGGGGUUGAGAAUUUCAAUGCAGAGGAGUACCUAAAACUGGUGAGGAAGCAUCGCUUGGAGAUAUCACAGCCUGCCUUGGAACCUAGUAAUACUACCAAAUGGGUGUGUUGGAAUAUGACAAAGAGAAGAGAACACAGUGAAGUUCACAAAGAAGCAGUGGAACCAGGAAGGUGUAAGUACCCUCUUCUGCCUCCAUGUGCAGCGUUUGUUGAGAUUAUGGCUCCAGUGUUUUCACGAAAUGCGUGGCGCUGUGUGUGGCAUAUGAUUCAGAAUGAAUUUGUCCAUGGAUGGGGUCUUGAUUUUGCUUUUAGAAAAUGUGUUGAGCCUGCCCAUGAGAAGAUUGGAGUUGUUGAUGCUCAGUCGAUUGUUCAUCAAGGUAUUCCCUCACUUGGGAACCAGGGAGAAGCACAAACAACCGAAAAACCUGCAUGGCGGUUGGUGAAGGAGAGGUGUGGCAUGGAGUGGAGGAUGUUCCAGGGUAGGUUGACUAACGCAGAAAAAGGGUACUACAAGUCCAAGGGAAUUGAUUUCUCUGAUUUGCUCGUUCAUAAUUAGGAGACAACACGAAAUUCUUGUUCAUCGUCACUUUUGCUUUUGUUUUUGACCUUCACAUGAUUAUUUUGAUACAUUUAUUGCUUUAAUUAUGUAAGGAAAUGUUCGGAUAAAUUAUUCAAUAAGUACUUAUAGAAAAAGAAAAAAAAAACAUACUGAAGAUA